AUGUCACCACACCCUAUCGUCCGACAUAUCCUCCUUCAGACCGUAGAAGGUGCCCCAGUAUCUACUGCGACGAUCCCCGCCAUCAGACCAGGUGCCGUGGAUCCUGAUACGGGGGCCAAUUCGCCCAGGGACGAAGACUUCAAGUUCCGCACCAUCGAGAGUCUGCACGAGUCGACUGUCAAAAUAGGGGGACUGCCUGCCAAUCGGAUGGAGAUCGCUGCACGAGCAGUGCAGGAGGGACUCGAACAUGCUGGUAUCCGGCUCCGAUCAUUUGCGGCUCGGGACUAUGACGACCAAGAACCGGAGGACGGGCUGGAAACAGGUCAGGUGGUAUUCGCCUUGACUCGGACUGACAAGAUGGACCUGGACGUUCUCUUGGGUAUUUGUGAGAAGGCGAUCGCGCCUUUCCCUGGAGCCGCCAUCAUCUCAAGCCAACAAGGCUACGUGAUCGACUGGUCCACGUCAAACGUCCACAACCUCGUCUACGCGCCGGAUUCUGGGCCGCCAACGCCGAUGGUCGAAAACGAUGGGUGUGAUCGGAGCGUUUCUGGAUCGACGACAGUGAUGAGCAGGAAUGACAGUGUCGAUGCGGGUGUCAGACUCGUCAGUCAUGUGUGAUGUCGGGUGGCGAUCAGGGGUCAAGGACCCGCCAACCGACGAGCGAUUGCAUGAUUGAUUUCAUUUGGCACCAAUCAGUCCGUUCGCUCUGACGCGAUUAGAUAUCGGAAUACAGUCGGAACUUCUACUCAUUAUUGUUGGGGGUGUAAUUCUCGUUCAGCGACCUCAUCAGACGCCAAUCAAAGGGAACCAUCCUGCGUCU
Filobasidium floriforme is the source of this 820-nucleotide messenger RNA. RefSeq lists its product as uncharacterized. The coding region runs from base 1 to 618 and encodes 205 amino acids. The record is from RefSeq and is a predicted model, not a curated record. Lineage: Eukaryota; Fungi; Basidiomycota; Tremellomycetes; Filobasidiales; Filobasidiaceae. The transcript is spliced from 4 exons.